Molecule: messenger RNA, 977 nt
Organism: Ceratotherium simum simum (southern white rhinoceros)
Lineage: Eukaryota; Metazoa; Chordata; Mammalia; Perissodactyla; Rhinocerotidae
Source: RefSeq, a predicted model, not a curated record
GACGAACUCAGCCCGCCCCUCGCGUCUCCGCAGGCCCCGGCCGGCGCGGUCAGGAGCGUCCUUGCGGCCCCGGCGCGCACAGGGUUGGCCUGGAGGCCGAGCAGGUGUGGCAGUUCCGCAGCCGAAGCACCUGCCACGAAAGCGGAAGAUGACUCCUUUCUGCAGUGGUUCCUGCUUCUCAUUCCUGUGACUGCAUUUGGCCUGGGGACAUGGCAGGUCCAGCGUCGGAAGUGGAAGCUGGAGCUGAUUGCAGAGCUCGAGUCUAGAGUCAUGGCCGAGCCCAUCCCUCUGCCAGCAGACCUGAUGGAACUGAGGAGUCUGGAGUACAGGCCAGUGAAGGUCAGGGGCCACUUUGAUCACUCCAAGGAGCUGUACAUGAUGCCGCGGACCAUGGUGGACCCGGCCCGGGAGGCCCGGGAGGCCGGCCGGCUCUCCUCCUCAGCUGAGAGCGGUGCCUACGUGGUCACCCCCUUCCACUGCACUGACCUGGGAAUCACCAUCCUGGUAAAUAGAGGGUUUGUCCCCAGGAAGAAAGUGAAUCCGGAUACACGGCAGAAAGGCCAGAUCGAGGGAGAAGUGGACCUAGUCGGGAUGGUGAGGCUGACAGAAACCAGGAAGCCCUUUGUCCCUGAGAACAAUCCAGAAAGGAACCACUGGCAUUACCGGGACUUGGAGGCCAUGGCCAGAGUCACAGGCACAGACCCCAUUUUCAUUGAUGCCGACUUCAAGAGCACGGUUCCUGGAGGACCCAUUGGAGGGCAGACCAGAGUCACUCUGAGGAACGAGCACAUGCAGUACAUCCUCACCUGGUACGGACUCUGCGCAGCCACAUCAUACCUAUGGUUUAAGAAAUUCCUACAGCGGACUCCUGGCAUGUGAUGGGACUAACUGAUGUAGCCCUGUCCCUGGUCAAUUAGGAAGUCACUCAAUAAGCAUUACUUCAAAAGAUUUGAUUUUAUGUUGCAUCAUGUACUAUU